AGCACCGCUCAGACGCGAAAAGUUCAGACAGACAGUCGACGUUUAAAGUCUAAUUGCAAGUGAAGGAAUGGAGCCCAAGAAAGCGGUUUUGAUGGACCUCUGGGGGGUGGUGGUCCGACCCGGACUGAGGGCCAUUUUCCAACAGUUUGAAGAGCUGCACCGACUGCCAGGCGGUUUCGUGUGGAAUGCCGCGCGUAAAACGGACGGCGUCCUUACACGCGCGCAGAGAGGGGAGAUCUCUCUCUCUCAGAUGAUCGUAGAGUUGGAUUCUGAGCUGGUGACAGACGCCGAGACCCAAGGCGUGACGCUGCCCUCUGAUGGGUCAGUAAGAGAGCUGCUGAUUGGCCUUGGGGAGGUGGAGGCGGACCAGACCGUCCUACAGACAGUGCUCAGUCUGCAUCGCCACGGGAUACGGACGGCCGUGCUGGCCAAUCACUGGGUGGAUGACUCGGCCAGUGGCCCCGGCUGGGCCCGCCUCCUCUCUGUUCUCCACGCCCACUUUGACCGGGUCCUGCUGUCCUACCGGGAGAGCUGCAGGGUCCCGGAGCCCGCCCUGUUCACAGCCGCCCUGAAGGGACUGGGGGUCACACCACAACAGACCCUCUACCUGUGUGAGGAGGGGGAGUCAGUGAUCUCUGCGGAGGCGGAGGGUCUGACAGUGGUCCGCGUGGACCAGCUGACCGCCGCUCUGAACCAGCUGGCCUCCCUCACCAGCCUCCCGGCGUCCACCGGGGACGACCCUUCGAUGUCCUGCCGUCCCGACAACGUAUCCCACGGCUAUGUCAGCAUCAAGCCAGGGGUGAGGACUCACUAUGUCACCAUGGGCAACGGACCGCCCGUACUGCUCUGUCACGGGUUCCCCGAGAGCUGGUACUCCUGGAGGUAUCAGAUUCCAGCGCUGGCAGCAGCAGGUUUCAGUGUGUUCGCUCUGGACAUGAAAGGAUAUGGAGAGUCAACUGCACCCGAAGACAUUGAGGAAUACUCCCUGGAACAACUUUGUAAGGACCUUAUAUCCUUCAUGGACAUACUGGCCAUCCCUCAGGUGACCCUGAUUGGUCACGACUGGGGCGGGGGCCUGGUCUGGAGCAUGGCCAAGUACUUCCCCGAGAGGGUCCGGGCGGUGGCCUCUCUCAACACCCCUCUGUUCCCCGUGGACCCCACCUCGGACCCCCUGAUGAAAAUCAAAGCCAUCCCGAUCUUCGACUAUCAGAUCUACUUCCAAGAGCCGGGGGUUGCGGAGGCCGAACUAGAAACGGACCUGGAGAGGACGUUCAAUAUCUUUUUCCUCGACAGCAGGCCUGACAUUCCACAGAUCAGUACAGCAGGAGUCUGUGCCAGAGGCGGUCUGUUUGUGGGGUUACCAGAAGAGAUUCCAAGGAGUAACUUGGUCACGGAGUCUGACCUUCAGUUCUACGUAGAGCAGUUCAAGGACUCAGGAUUCAGGAGGCCUUUGAACUGGUACCGUAACAUUGAGAGGAACUGGAGGUGGAUGUGUUCCCGUCCCCGGGGAAAGCUCAUGAUGCCAGCCCUGAUGGUGACUGCUGGGAAAGACUUUGUCCUGCUGCCCAUCCUUACCAAGGGAAUGGAGGAACAGAUCCCCAACCUGACCAGAAAUCACAUCGAGGAUUGCGGACAUUGGACUCAAAUGGAGAAGCCGGCUGAGGUGAACCGAAUCCUGAUCACCUGGCUCCAGGAGACCCACAGGAAACUCCCCGUUACCAUGGCGCCCAAACUGUGACGAGGGCCCUCGUACUCCUGGCGACAAAACCCUGACUUCAGCUUUCUCCUUAAUAAUAAUGUGUGAUUAUGUCGAUUAUUUCAGCCAAAUAUUAACCAACAUUUUCAUAACCACCAUUCUGCAUUAGUUACGACAUUUAUGUCUGCUUGUUAAGGAAAAUAAACACAAAAUGGCAGACUAGAAGCUGCUUUGGAUAUUAAAAAGUAGUCGUCUGUAUAGCUUUAAUUUUGGGUGUGAUAAAUAUGUGUUUUUAACUGGUAAUAAAGCACGGGUAUUAGAGUGGCGAAGUCACGCCCCUUCCAUGGGGCUUUGAGAUCGAAAAAUAUGUAUGGGUUUCAAUGGAGAGAAAGUAAUUAUCUUCUGGUCCCAGUCUUUAUAUGCCCCGGAUUACACAUAUGUUGAUUACAUAUGUUGAUUACACAUAUGUUGAUCAGUUAAAGGCUGUAGAGAAAACACAAUGAGAAAAACUCCAUGUCUCGUAUGUGCCGUCACGCUCCCUGCGACUGGCGUGGACAAGACCGACAAUCUCCCCAUCGGCAUAACUAAAACUCUCCACAUGCCCCAACUUAUAAUGGUUUUCACCACUCUUGAUGCUUUUUUCCUCACUUUGGAAAAAACCUAACAUUAUCAAACUUCUUCAAGAGAAUGUUUUGUUUUCUUUGCAUGAAAAAUUAUCAGUUAAAUCCACAAACAACAUAUGUUUAGUCCGGGGCAUAUAAAGACUGGGACCAGAAAAUAAUUACUUUCCCUCCAUUGACACCCAUUAAUAUUUUUCGAUCUCAUCGGUCCCAGGUGCUCUACCUGAAGGGGCUUGACUAAGAUAUUCAAAUUCUUUUUUUGUCCCGUUCAUGAUUAAACAACUUAGUUAGUGUUUAUUGUUUAAUGCUAUAUCCAAAUAAUAUCUUCAACAUUUAUUGUGAACUAACGUUUUCAGUGUGUUUCAUGAAAAUGAAGGGUAACACUGUUCUUUUUUAUCGGUUGUCAUGAAAAAAUAUAAGGGGUUACACUGUUGUCUUUCGUAACCCUAUCCCUAACCCUAAACACGACUGAUAAAAAACAAGGGCUGUAUUUUUUCUAUCAGCCGUCAUCAAAUUAAACGCAAGGGGAACACUGUCUUUUUCCACAGUCUUUAUUGUUUUUUUUUUAUUAAAUAAAACAUAUGGCGUAAAAGUGUCAUUUUUAAUCGGUCAUCAUGAAAAUAAAUUUAGGGUAACACCGUUAUUUUUAUCGGUCAUCUUGAAAAAAACGACCGAUAUAUAACUCGUUUUUUUUAUCAAAUAAAGCAUAAGCGGUAACGAUGUAGUUUUAUUUUUUAUCACUGCCCUUAUGUUUGUUCCAUGACGAUUUUUUAUCAAGGACUGUUGUUUAUUAUGCCGUUAUGAAAUAAAACUUAAGGGGUAACACUGUCUUUUUUUAUCAGUCGUCAUCAAAUAAAACAUAAAGGAUAGCACUGUUGUUUUUUAUCAAAUAAAACAAAAGGGGUAACACUGUUGUUUUUUAUCGGUCUUCAUGAAGAAAAACACGACAACUGUUGCUUUUUAUCGUUCGUGAAAAAAAACGUAAGGGGUAACACAGUUUUUUUAUCUGUCGUUUUUAUCAAAUAAACCAUAAGGGGUUACACUGUCGUUUUUUCGUCAUGAAAAAAACUAUAAGGGGUAAAACUGUCGUCUUUCCUAACCCUAUCCCUAACCCUCCACACGACAGAUAAAAAGCAAUGGUUAACAGUUUUUUUUUAUCGGUUGUCGUCAAAUAAAACAUAAGGGGUAACACUGUCGUUUUUUUACGGUCGUUAUGAAAAAAACAUUGGGGGAAACACUGUCGUUUUUUAUCAGUCAUGUAGAAACUCAUAAGGGUUGAACCCCUUAUGAUUUUCUACAUGACGACUGAUAAAAAAGUCCUGCCAACAAUACUCUCCUGGGAAGGGGUGGUUAAUACAUGUUUUCUUUCAAAGACCUUUGACCCUUGACCUUUGACCCUUAAGGUGCCUUGGUCGGUGAGCUGUUUCUUAUCUGUUCUGGGGAGAUGUGUCCUAUUUCUUCCAGGGAGGUUUGUGUGAACGUCCGAUGUCCCACAAACCUCUGUGGAAGAAACCACUAUGGAGAAAAUGUAUGGAAUAUUUACUUCGGGAACCACACUGUUGCGCUCUAUAGACAUGAUAUCAUCACGUUUAUAACUUUUAUUACGGUUCAAUGGAAACAAAACAUAAGCAGGAAUGAGACGCUGAGACACAGAUAGAAUGAUAAGUUAGCCAUGACACUACAGUGUAUUAUAUAUUCUUUCUUGAUUUUUGUAUUUGUAACUUACUUACUUACUCAAGCCAGAAAAUGAGAAAGUUCUUUAUUGAUUUUUUAGAAUUGAUUUCCGUUCCGCGGACUUGAUGCCCUGGCCUAUAUAAUGUGUUUAAAAGGGUGAUAUUAUGCCACCAGGUGUGAGUGUGAUUAGCCGUUACAAGCCGUUUUGAAACUCUACCUCUUCCUCUGUUUUAGUGACAUCACAAGUCCACCUUG
Messenger RNA from Gadus chalcogrammus (walleye pollock), 4245 nucleotides. It is a transcript of the gene ephx2, whose product is annotated as epoxide hydrolase 2, cytoplasmic. The record is from RefSeq and is a predicted model, not a curated record. The transcript has 19 exons. NCBI's taxonomy places the organism in Eukaryota, Metazoa, Chordata, Actinopteri, Gadiformes, Gadidae. Gene Ontology annotation, cellular component: peroxisome. The coding region runs from base 68 to 1738 and encodes 556 amino acids. Gene Ontology annotation, biological process: phospholipid dephosphorylation; cholesterol homeostasis. Gene Ontology annotation, molecular function: magnesium ion binding; lipid phosphatase activity.